GUAAAUUCUCAGAGGAGGUGGUGAAGAAUGGCGACAAAGUGCGGUUGUUCCAUGUGCCCACGGGCAAGUCUAUGUACAUGCAUGGUUUCCCAGCACCAGUGACGAAGGAGCUCGCUGAAGUCAGCAUGGACGCAGGUGCGGGUGACGAGUUCGAAGUGAAGAUCGAUAGACUAAAAAUAGAACAGACCAAAAAUCCGCUGAUGAAGAGGUUCAAGUCGGAGGUCAGAGAGGGAAAAGCUCUUGAACUCCACAACGUCGUACGGUUUAUUCACGCCAAAACAAGGUGCGCUGUAAUGAUGAGCCCUAAACUACUACCCGCCUGGGGCUAUUCACAGUUUGAAGUGGGUUGUAUCAAACCCACCAACACCAACGGCACAGAGACUUAUCCAACAGGAACCGAGUUCACGAUUGCG
Molecule: messenger RNA, 413 nt
Organism: Sphaeroforma arctica JP610
Lineage: Eukaryota; Ichthyosporea; Ichthyophonida
Exons: 4
Biological process (GO): protein O-linked glycosylation via mannose
Molecular function (GO): dolichyl-phosphate-mannose-protein mannosyltransferase activity
Source: RefSeq, a predicted model, not a curated record